AUGGCCGGGCAAAAGACGGCGGGGCAAAGGAUGGCGGUGGUCGGAGAGCGACGCUCGUACAGUGGGGAUAUUUGCACAAUAAGGUUUAUCGGUAGCAUCCCUGACUGGAGCGAGCCAGCGCUCGGUGUCGAGUGGGACGAUCCCGCUCGUGGGAAGCACAGUGGAGAGCUGCACGGAGUGUCGUAUUUCGAGUGCAGGAUAGCUGGAUCCGGUAGUUUUGUGAAGGUGUCGCGUGAACCUGACCGAAGUCAGUCGCUAGAUGAGGCUCUGUGCGAUCGAUAUGUCUCGAGACACGAGAUCUCCGAGCCACAUAUUAGCCGGUCCAAAACCUUGCAAACAGUUGGGGCAGAGAAGCACUUACUGCGAACGUCGCAUGUCGACAAACUGCAGUUAGUCUCUUUGGCCGGCUGCUGCAUCAGCCGGUUUCAAUUGGCCCAUCAAUUGACAUCGCUGGCUCGCCUAGAUUUGAGCAACAACCUCUUUGAAUCUAUCGGGGAUCUUUGCGACAUUCUUGCAAGUAUGAAUGUACAGUCGCUCAAUUUGUCUGGCAAUCGGUUCGUUCCGGGUGGGAAGCCGGUGAACUCUGUCACAGAGCUAGACUUGUCUCGUACGUUGUUAGGUCGUGAAGAAACCAGUCAAGUUCUCGCAAGCUUCCCUAAUACAACUACGCUCAGUCUAGCAUCUAAUAUGCUUCAGAUGUGGCCUGACAUCAAGGUCCAGAGACUCGAUAUUUCCGACAACCUGCUGUGUUCGAUCCCAGAGCUCGACCUCGAGGAACUCAAUGUCAUGGGUAACCCCCUUGUUCAAAUCCCCGUGAUGCGAAUGCAUACUUUAUUUAUUGAUACAUUGCCUGGCGGAUGGGCUGACACCGUCAAGCUGAAAUGCCGAGAUUUACGGCUGGGCCCGCCGUUCGGAGACCAGCCGGUUUUUAUUAUUGGCCACUGUGCAUCUCUACAAGCAGUCAACGGCACAAAAAUUACCAGCCAAGAACGAACCGACGCUGAAAUUUAUACCCUGCGUCAGGCAGCCAGCGGAAGACACGAGCUAGACGCUGAUCGCUUUGCCGUUCUGUCGUCGCUAUACGGCACACCAGCUGUACGCCCGUUCUCACGAUCCAUACUUGCCAGGCAAUUAAGACUUGCUAUUGAAGGUACUACGUUUGAGAUUGUGAAUGAUGCUGGGGUCCAGAGACUGAUAAUUAUGGCGUCACAGCGACUUAACAAGCCACUUCUCGGUCUUACUCUUUCCUUCCGGGGCGAGCACAUUCGCACUGGAACGGUUGGUGACCAUUUUAAAGGUGGGGAAUCUGUAGAGCUGAUAUAUACUUAG
This is a messenger RNA of Wickerhamiella sorbophila, 1329 nucleotides long. RefSeq names its product Protein PAC2. The record is from RefSeq and is a predicted model, not a curated record. The coding region runs from base 1 to 1329 and encodes 442 amino acids. Gene Ontology annotation, molecular function: protein binding. The transcript has a single exon. NCBI's taxonomy places the organism in Eukaryota, Fungi, Ascomycota, Dipodascomycetes, Dipodascales, Trichomonascaceae.